CCAGACUCUAAAUCAACCACUCAUCCAAACCUACACUCAUCCACAAACACUGAAACAAGUCUAAUAGAACCUCCUCCUUCUCUGACAAGACCUCUUCAAUGGCAGCAACAAGGCCUCUCCUCCUGCAGCUUCCAACCCAUAACACAAACUCACAUGUCUCCUACUCCAUUCCUCAACCCUUCACCCUUCCAAACCUGAUCAAGUUCUGUGGCCACCACGCAUCACUCAAACAACAUAGAAUCUCCAGCCUAACCUCCCCCUUAAUUAUCCCUCCAAGAGCUUCAUCUUCUUCACCUGACAAGGGAUUAGUUCCAUCUACUGAUGAAGAUGAAGAUGGUGUUUCUUUGGGGACCAUGAAACUUCCACCAGAUGUUGACAUUGCUAGGUUUGAAACCUUGCUCUUUCAGUGGGCUAAUAGUUUAUGCCAGGGAGCUAAUCUGCCAUUGCCUGUACCAUUGAAGGUGGACAAAAUAGAAGGAGGAGCAAGACUAGGGUUCAUAGAUGUUGAUGAUGGAAAGACAGAGGUGAGAGUAUACAUAGAUUGCUUGGUCUUUGCAGCAACAGAGAACUCUGGUCCUCUGUUCAGGGCCAUAAGAAAUGGACCCUUCAAGCAACAAGCACCCCCUGGCGAGCCAAGAAUAAUGAGAAGCCUUCUACAAGCCCUACAAAAAUCUAUUGAGAUUGCCCAACUUUGAUUGGAUUGGCUCUUUCCUUUUCUAUGCUCGUUUUAACUAAUAUGCUUUUUUUUUAUUAUCAAUUUUUAUUUCUCCCUAAAUACUCCUUUUUUUUUUUUAAUUUUUUUUCUCCCCAUUAUUUUUUAUAGUGAAUUUUAUACAUGAUCAAACAACUGUUUGGAUUUGGAAUGUAGUGAACAUUCAUAAGGUAAGGUAAGGUAAGGGAACGUAAAGGUUGAACUUAUAUCUUGUUUGAGACAAGAGUAAAUUAAAUGAAUGUUAUGUACCUUUUUGUA
This is a messenger RNA of Dioscorea cayenensis subsp. rotundata (Guinea yam), 970 nucleotides long. RefSeq lists its product as uncharacterized. Bases 99 to 695 code for a protein of 198 amino acids. The transcript is spliced from 3 exons. The record is from RefSeq and is a predicted model, not a curated record. NCBI's taxonomy places the organism in Eukaryota, Viridiplantae, Streptophyta, Magnoliopsida, Dioscoreales, Dioscoreaceae. Gene Ontology annotation, cellular component: chloroplast stroma; chloroplast thylakoid membrane.